This is a messenger RNA of Orussus abietinus, 2379 nucleotides long. Its product is annotated as kelch-like protein 10. Gene Ontology annotation, molecular function: protein binding. The record is from RefSeq and is a predicted model, not a curated record. Lineage: Eukaryota; Metazoa; Arthropoda; Insecta; Hymenoptera; Orussidae. Bases 1 to 2115 code for a protein of 704 amino acids. The transcript is spliced from 10 exons.
AUGUCGUUGCCCUCGAGUCUGGACUCGGGGAGGAUGGACGGCAGAAUCAGACUCAGGAAGCUCUGGCGAAGCCGGACCUCGCGGGCCGCGGUCUCCGCUCCGAGGAACAAGCAGGGCAAGAAGAGGCAGAGUAAUCGCACCAGGAGGUGCAUGUGCCUGCCCUCGAAUUACGCCCUCGUCGAGUUCCCCGUCGUCUGGUCGGAGCUCAGGGCGAACCAGCAGCUCUGCGACGGGGCGAUCAGGUGUGCCCAGGACAGGGUCUUCUCGGUCCACCGCGCCAUCCUCUCGGCGGUGAGUCCUUACUUCAAGGCGCUCUUCACGAACAGCCUGAAGGGCGGGAAAACCGAAACCACGGAAGUGGCCAUCACCGGGGUCCCCGGCGACGUCUUCGGCCUCAUCCUGGACUACGCUUACACGGGCACGUGCAACGUCACCGCGGAAAACGUGGAGCAGCUCCUUCCUCUGGCCGACAGGUUCGAGGUCCUGGGCGUCGUCCAGCUGUGCUGUCAAUUCCUCCUGCAGGAGCUCCGGCCUGAAAAUUGCCUAGGUAUAUUCAAAUUUGCGCGUCACUACUUCUGUCGCGACCUCGAAGAGAAAGGCCGAAAGUACAUCCGUCAUCACUUCAAACAGAUCCUGCAGGAGAGCGGGGAGUUCAAGGAGCUCCUCGCCGAGGAGCUGGAGGCGAUCCUGAAGGAUGACGAGCUCAAUGUGCGAAACGAGGAGCUCGUCUUCGAGGCCGUGAAGACCUGGCUCGAGUGGAAGCCCGAUGAGAGGAAGAAACACCUGCCGCACCUGUUGGGCUGCGUCAGGUUCGGCCUGGUGGGCUUCAAGUUCUUCACCGAGCGAGUCCUCGGGUGGAGCCACGUCGGGGACGACGAGGAGUGCCUGAGAGUCCUUGGUCCAGCGAAGGCUUACCUAACCGAGCAAGAAUCUCGUCAGGGUGGCGAGGCCGACCCCCGAAAUCCCCUCACCAGGCCCAGGAUCCCCUUCGAGAUCCUCUUCGCCAUCGGAGGAUGGAGCGCCGGGUCGCCCACCAGCUUCGUCGAGACCUACGACACCAGGGCUGAUCGGUGGUUUCUGUCCGUUAACACGGACGUGACACCCCGGGCUUAUCACGGGCUCUGCGCCCUCGACGACUUGAUCUACAUGAUCGGCGGCUUCGACGGCAACGAGCACUUCAACACCGUGAGAUGCUUCGACCCGGUUACGAAGGAGUGGCGAGAAAGAGCUUGCAUGUACCACGCGAGGUGUUACGUCAGCGUUUGCACCCAUGGUGGAAAAAUCUACGCCCUAGGGGGGUACAAUGGCCGCACCAGGAUGAGCUCUGGAGAACGAUACGAGCCCCAGAGGAACCAAUGGGAAAUGAUUCCGUCGAUGCACCGGCAGAGAUCGGACGCCAGCGCGGCAUCGCUUCAGGAGAAGAUCUACAUCGUGGGUGGGUUUAAUGGACAGGAAGUCCUCAGUUCCGCCGAAGUCUUCGACGUGGAGACCAAUCAAUGGAGUUACAUCCACUCGAUGACGAGUCCGAGGUCAGGGGUCUCCCUGGUGGCAUUUCGAGACAGCCUUUACGCCCUGGGAGGGUUCAAUGGGUUCGCCAGGCUGAGCUCUGGGGAGAAGUACACCCCCAACAAUUCCACGGACUGGCACGAGGUCACGGAGAUGUUCACCCCCCGGAGUAACUUUGCCACGGUCAUCCUUGACGACAUGAUCUUCGUGGUCGGCGGAUUCAACGGAUCCACUACAACUGCUUACGUCGAGUGCUACGACGCAGACAACAAUGAGUGGUAUGAUGCCUCUCCGAUGAACCUGAACAGAAGUGCCCUGAGUGCCUGCGUUAUCGCUGGCCUGGCAAACGCACGCGAGUACUCCUUCCUCAGCAAAGCUCGUGACCUGGGGCAAGGCCAAGCAACCUCCAGGAGCCCCAGGAAACCUGGUCAGGGUGGCGAAGGCCCGGAAGUCAAUAAUAUGGACCCUGGGGAAGAUAAUCCAGAGGCAGACAAUCUCGCCGUUGAAGGAGAUCCCGUCGACGGGAUCGCCGAGGGCGACGACGUCCUCCUCGACGACGAGAUCAUGCAACUCGAGGAGUCUCUGGACGUCGACCAGGGGUUCGACUGAUAACUGAGAAUUCCGGCAAAUGUCCUCAAAGUGAAGAGAGAAAAAGAAAGGAAAAAAAAUCAGCAAAAACCUGAAGCAGGUUGCCAGGACUCGAUUGCUUCCAUCCUCCAGGACUUUAAGAAGAAAUGGAGCUCGAAGAGUCCUAAUGAAAGUUUCCGAAAAAAUUGCAAAUUUUCACCGACGCGAGGGUAGGAGGUUAAACGUAAUGAUAACGAUAGGGCGGCUUCGUUUUGUGGAAAAGAAAGGGGAAAAAAGGAAGAAGAA